Penicillium vulpinum is the source of this 1932-nucleotide messenger RNA. Its product is annotated as putative protein kinase. The transcript has 2 exons. Gene Ontology annotation, molecular function: protein serine/threonine kinase activity; ATP binding. Bases 1 to 1932 code for a protein of 643 amino acids. Gene Ontology annotation, biological process: protein phosphorylation; intracellular signal transduction. The record is from RefSeq and is a predicted model, not a curated record. Lineage: Eukaryota; Fungi; Ascomycota; Eurotiomycetes; Eurotiales; Aspergillaceae. Gene Ontology annotation, cellular component: cytoplasm.
AUGAUACACGAGUCUGGUCUAUCGACCAUGUCAACAAUGUUUCAAGCUGCAGGCGACAAUGAACAUACAAAGAAAGAGGAGAGUCAUGAGAAUCUUUCGGUAGACGAGCUCUUACCCUCACUACUUAAUCCAGAGUCGCCACUGCCCUCUCUUCAGAUUCGCACCGAUCUACCCAAUCCGUCCUCGCGAGACUCCGAUCCUUAUGCUUCGACCAGUUUGUCCGGAAGUUAUCCACGUCGUACCCCGAGUCUUCGUGCUCUCUUCGCACCACCUAUAUACAGUGCAGGUUCCUUGUCUCCGGCAUCUUUCAUGUCCUCGCCUCAAUUGAAUGCGAUGGGUGACAUAACUCCAUUACCAUCACCAAUUGGAGGUGCUGCGCCGUGGCGGAGAUCGGAUGUACCGUCAUUAUCUCGUUCUUCGUCUGUGGCGUCGCGCAGCGGUUCUAGUCUUCGCCUAAGCGAUUCAUCGCAAAUGCUUGGACCACCCGUCAUGUCCCGUUCGCGCGCCAAACCAUACACCGGAAUUGAUGGCCAAGGGGAGGAGUCAUCUGUGGUCAAUCGGCAUCGUCAUGAGUCGCCCUCAAAGAAUCUUCAUUCUCAUUCUCGGAACCGCAGUCUGAGUGACUAUGCGCCAGCUGGCCGGGUCUCUGUUCCUCCCCGUCCGAUCGCAGUGUCAGGGAAUACCGGGCUUGGAAUUGCCUCGUCGUCGAGCAUAGAUUCGAAAUCCAAUGGACUUCAUCGCGAGCAAUAUCUCGCGGUCCACCGGGGUAUCACAUUGCCGACAAUUCGUCCUCCCAGCCCGCCUCGCAGUAGCGGCAGUGGAUAUAGUGACAAUGAAGCUGUCAUCCGCCACCCUGCUCCCCUCUCCAUGCCCCAGGAGCUAUAUUCUGUCCGGUCGGUCCGCACAGAUCAGGCCCGUAUUUACCAGAAAGUCCGGACACUGGGCCAGGGUACGUUCAGUCAGGUCAGUCUGGCGGCGCGUGUGGAAUCUAUCCCUGACAUGCCUUUGUCGCCGGAUGGUGAUGGAGUUGGCGCAUUCCACGGGUUUGUCAACAACCAAAAACUGGUUGCCGUCAAGAUCAUCGAACAUGGACCCGCUGGAGGCGCGGAUGAGGGCCGACUGGAGGUAUCGCUAAAGCGCGAAGUGGAAAUCUUGAAGUCGGUCAACCAUCCGUCCCUCGUCCAACUCAAAGCAUUCGGCAGUGAUGAGAAACGUGCUCUGUUAGUUUUGGACUAUUGUCCCGGUGGAGAUUUGUUCGAGUUUGCCACAUCGGGAGCUCCUCGCAUGUGUCCGGAGUUGAUCCGACGUAUUUUUGCCGAAUUGGUUGAUGCUGUGCGUUAUCUGCAUGCUCAUUACAUCGUUCACCGGGACAUCAAGUUAGAAAAUGUUCUACUUACUAUGCCCGCUCAUGUUAUGGAUGACGUGCAAGACUGGCGUACCUACGACCGCGCUGUAGUCACUCUCAGCGAUCUCGGCCUGUCACGGCGUAUCCCUGAGCCUCCUGAGAGCCCACUUUUGCAGACCCGAUGUGGCAGUGAGGAUUACGCAGCCCCUGAGAUCCUGAUGGGUCAGGCUUAUGACGGCCGUGCCACUGACGCGUGGGCACUCGGUGUUCUACUCUAUGCCCUCAUGGAGAAUCGGUUACCUUUUGAUGUUCUGCCUGGCACUCGUGGAGAUCCUGCCAAACUUCGUGCCCGAACGCCGCAUCGUAUCGCGCGUUGUGAAUGGGCUUGGUAUAGAUAUGCCGACGACGAUGAGGAAUGGGAUCCCGAGAAGGGCAAAGGACUCGAAGGGGCCCAUGACUGUGUAGAAGGUCUUCUCAAGCGCAACACCAAGCGCAAAACCCUCGAUGAGAUUGCUGCUAUUGAUUGGGUGUGUGAUGCUAUCGAUGUGCCUGGUGGCCUGAAACGAGGUGACAAGGAAGUGCCGUAG